This is a messenger RNA of Amoebophrya sp. A120, 2047 nucleotides long. Lineage: Eukaryota; Dinophyceae; Syndiniales; Amoebophryaceae. The record is from the annotation of a GenBank genome assembly.
GUUCGUAUGAGUAUACUAUUUUCAACCGUCGACUUCUAGUUCUACUUGCUCAGCAGUUGUGAGUCUAUGUAUAGUAUGAUAGCGAGAUGGAGAUCAAACUUCUGCUCUUGUUGCGAAUCAAUUAGUUACACCUGUGCGUCAUUUGUAAACAUGUAAUAUGAAUAAAAAAUGGCUGAGAAAGCACCUGAAAAUAUUUCCUUCGGUAGGGCCGACGCUUACUACCGCCAGCGCGCCGAAUUGUAUCACGAGCAGACAAAGGACACACAGGAGCAACUCACCAAGGUCGCUGGGUGGCACUUGGAGCGGCGAGUACAGCAGCAAAUAGCAUCGAGUGACGGAAUUGCAAAAGGAAGGCAAUCCCUUUCAGUCCCUGUAACUCUUGAACUCGGCUGCGGGUCCGGCUUGUCGACGAAAUGUUUCCAGGAACAAAUUUCUCCGCAAAGUUACAUGAUCGGGCUGGAUCGUAGCAGCGAGAUGCUUCGCAUCAAUGACAAGACAAGGCGACGAGAAGAGCGCGUUCUGUGUGACUGUUUCGGCGCCGUGUUGCCAUUCCGGGACGGGGUUGCAGACCAGAUUUUGUCAAUCAGUGCCCUGCAGUGGCUUUUCGCCGUUGGCACCACGAACGAAGGAAAUGUGAACCGGGACGACAAAAACGAGAUCGUUGGCGACAGUGAACCGUCUCCCAAACGUCAGAAGCAAUCCCCGUCUAACCAAAGCCGCGGAAGCACAGACCAAAUUGACCCGCGAGCAGUCGCUGUCGAGGCCACCAAGCCAGAUCCGAUCGAACGAUUCUUCGUGGAUGCUGCCCGGGUCGGCGCCUGCGGCAUUUACCAGUUUUACCCGGUUCCCGGGUCCCCUGGUUGCAUCGACGUCCUAGUGAAAGCAGCGAGAAAAGCCGGCGGACACGCGGAAGCCUUCAUGCACUUCCCGCACAAGCAGGCGAAAAAGAAAUACUACCUCUGGCACGAUGCACAGUCAGCCAACAGCGCCAUUGCGUCUCCGGAUACAAUACCAGAGCUGCAGUCUCAGAAGAAGCAGCCUGCGGCAGACCAAUCUGAGCCUUGGUGUGCGUUGUGUUGGCCCUGGUGCGGCGCUGCUUGCACGGAGUCGUUGAUGAACACUGGCAAAGAAGCAACCGACGGCAGCAUGUCUGCCGAACAGAAACAGCCCGACAACGCUUAUCACGUGCAGCGCAGUCGGAAGGAGCACCUGAGCCUUUUCACCAGGUAUAUGCGCAAUAUGGUGCGCUUGGUAUCCGUCUCCGGGAGUGGAACCCGCGAAGAGCUUGAGGUUGCGAACCGCAUCCUGAGCGAAAUAGGCCCAGUCGGCGUGGCAGUCGGCUGGCACAUAUUUGAGACGUUAUUCGCCAAGAAAAGAGUGGCGGACCAGAGCAAAGCCCAGGCACAAAAUGCACCGUCAAUAGAGGAUGAAAAAGCGACCAUUCGUCGCAUCGUACGAUCAAUGGUGCAAGAGCGAAAAGAGCAAACCGAGAAGUAUGUUGACGUGUCAGGUACGGCUCCUGCUUGCGAUGAUUUGGCAGGCUCUGGCGCGACAGGCGCAAACGCAAUAAAGGUUGGCGAAUGGCCCAAGGCUGCUGCUACCGUGAACGAAGGGAAAGCGGGAAACGCAAAAGCACCGGUGCCAUCAAUUCCGACGGCAAAAGAGCUGAUGACUUUCAUAACCGACGACGAAGAAAAGAUUCAAUUUCUUCAUGUCUGCCCUUGGAAGGAAUUGCGACAUGCCCCGACACACCAAAUUCGCGCCCCCACAUUAGAGCAAUAUCUUGACACUCUACAGGCACCGUAGGUACCGCAUUUGGCGUCCGAGUGAUUUUUCUGCAACUUUUCAUACAAGAAACAUAUCAUCAACAAGCGACCGCGACAUUCAUGAAGAUCAUCUCACGAACAGCAACACAGUAGUCCAGUAGUACGUGCACGAGUAGCAUAUGUAAAUGAAUGUGAACACAAAUCCCCGCAACCGAAUGCGAAUGUACAGACAGAGUCAUCAAGUGCUUGCAAGUUUUUCAACAAGAGCUUCGAUUUAUUCG